This is a messenger RNA of Tilletiaria anomala UBC 951, 1203 nucleotides long. RefSeq names its product mitochondrial carrier. Gene Ontology annotation, molecular function: L-ornithine transmembrane transporter activity. Gene Ontology annotation, biological process: mitochondrial L-ornithine transmembrane transport. The coding region runs from base 152 to 1138 and encodes 328 amino acids. The transcript has 8 exons. The record is from RefSeq and is a predicted model, not a curated record. NCBI's taxonomy places the organism in Eukaryota, Fungi, Basidiomycota, Exobasidiomycetes, Georgefischeriales, Tilletiariaceae.
GUCUCCGUGGCUGUGGAACAAUGGUGCUUGUGAGGAAGCUGUAUAGCAUGGAUGGCCUUUGAUCAGCCUACACAGACAGCAGCUAGCGCGGACGCUGGAGUAUGCUCGCUGUCAUAGCGUAUGGCAGCGCAUUAUUGCCACUAUAUUGACGAUGCCAUCCUUUACUGCUUCGUCUGCGCCCUCUCGGUCAUCGUCGACGUCACCCUCGACAUGGCCGCCCUUGCGCCUCCCUUUAACCGACCUGCUGGCAGGCAGCGCUGCGGGUGCAGCGCAGGUGAUCGUCGGACAGCCGCUCGACACGGUGCGUGUGCGUAUGCAAACUGCUCCACGCGGUGCAUUCAAAGGCACCUGGGACGUGUUGGUCCAGACAAUACGGUUCGAAGGCGUCAGAGGGUUGUUUAAAGGCAUGGCAUCUCCGUUGCUAGGGAUAUCCGCGCAGAACAGCCUGCUUUUUACAGCCUUUGCGCUUUCGAAGCGUCUCAUCUCACCGUCCAGCACGCAGCUCAGCGUCGCACAGACGGCUGCAGCGGGGUCCAUCGCAGGAGGCGCCAACGCCAUCCUCGCCAGCCCCGUCGAACUAUUCAAGAUACGCCUGCAGACACAGUAUACGCACAGCGCUGCAAAUGCAGAAGGCACGGCCGCGACGCAGAAACUGAGCGUCAUCGCGAGAGACCUAUGGAACCAACACGGGCUCGCAUGUGGGGUGAUGCGUGGCUUCCAGAUUACCUUCUUUCGCGAGAUCCUCGCCUAUGCGGGCUUCUACGGCGCCUUCGCAGCGUCCAAGCUUUUCUGGCAGCGUCAGCUACUCGAGCGCGAACCUGCUGGGUACGCACCAUCAGCCUCAUAUUCGCAAACGCAGCAAACGCUCCCCAUCUGGGCGCUCAUGGCGAGUGGCAGCAUGGGCGGGAUAGCAAACUGGCUCGCAUGUUAUCCGCUCGACGUCAUCAAGUCGCGUGUGCAGCAAUCCACCGCACCGUUGCCGCGCGCAUACAUCCUGCACUACUUUCGCACCAUUGCGCGAGACGAGGGGCCGUCUGCUUUCGGCCGGGGCUUGAUGCCGACUCUGCUCAGAGCCAUUCCCGCUGCUGCUGCAACUUUCACAACGUACGAGCUUGUCAAAGGCAUGCUCGAAUCAUAGUGCAGGCUCUGUAGCCAAUAUCAUCGGCAUUUCAUCAUCGACAUCAUCAUAGAGAGUGGGCAGAU